UCUCUGAGAUUUUGCGCUCCAGGAGCACGUACUGCGUCUUCGUGCUGAAGGGUCUUCCGGCGACGGUUGCGGCAAACUGUGAACACACAUGGCUUCGCCGGAAGCUCCCUUAUGUUACGCUGGAGUCGCAAGGCAGUCCGCCGCGUUUCGCCUUAUGAAGCAGAUGGGAUGGGAGGAGGGAGAAGGCCUCGGAAAAGAGAAGCAGGGGAUCAAGCGACAUGUUGGUGUUAAGAACAAACAGGAUACAAAAGGUGUCGGUCUAGAUAAUGCUGCUAAUAACUGGGUGUUUGAUACGUCUCAGUUUGACAACAUUCUUAAAAGAUUAAAAGUGCAAGUAGCACAACCAGAUGAUAAAGAAAUGCUUGGGAAAGGGGGCACACAAAUUAAUGGUGAGACGGAGGUAUUGGAGCUGGAUGAAGCUGUGAAAGCUACUCGACCGCAAGGAAGGUAUAAGAAGAGAGAGAGGGGGAAGGCUGUCAAUGCAUAUUCGGAAAAGGAUCUUCAAGGAAUCCUUGGAAAUAAGCUAGAAAAUCAGGCUGAUCUUCUAGUUAUUGAGCCAACAUCAUUAGAAGUUUCUGAUUCUAUUUUAAGUGAUCAAGAUGGUUCCAAAAUUGAAGAGAAAUCAGAACAAUGGUGGGGACAGAAAUAUGGGUUUGUUUCAGGAGGCUUUCUUGGGGCGCAAUCUCAGAGUAGUAAAGCAUUGCUAGCAAAAAAUCCUCAAUAUCUUGCAUCCGGGUCAAGGAAAGCAUUUGGUGAAGAAGAUCAAGAGAAUUUAUACAAACUAGUACAGGAUAAGGCUACGUCAGGAAAACAGGGGCUUGGUAUUCGGGAUAAGCCUAAAAAGAUUGCUGGAAGCUACUGGAAAGGGAGAAAGACUUCUUUCAACGACGAUGAUGAUUGUUCUGCUGCUUCCAAUGGCGUCAUAAAGCAGGAGCAAAGUGAUUUACCGGUGAUGGCCAAAGCUGAAGCUAAAACCAAACUAAAAAAAUUGUCUAAAGAGCUGCUUCGACAGGCACCUUCCCAAACGUUGAGGUUGAAGAAGCUUAAAGCACUUCUGGAGGCUCAUUCAGAUAAUAUUUUUUCAAAAUAUUGCUCAAAGCAGGAAGCUCUCUCUUACUUGAAAGAAAAGUUGGAAGGCAGCAACUCAUUCCAUGUUGAAGGCAAGAGAGUCAGUCUGCUAUCAUAAGGAAAAUGCAACCUGUUCUAAAAACACAAUUGAAGUUUGCGGCACUUCAUCUUAUUAUUUAUCCAUCUAUUAAUUCGGUCGCGAGGAUUAAUUAUUAUGUGUUGAUGCUAAACGUUGUCUGGAGACCAAUCAUAAUACACCACGUCACCCACCCUUUCGUUCAUUACUGCAGCUCGGUACUGUAGAUGUGAUGCAUUCUGAUUAAUCUUCGAAUGACAUUCUGCAUCCAGCUUCCCCACAUAAUAAUUUCUCUGCACGGGAAAUUUUGCUGAGGCUUUUGAUUUGGUUUUAUUUUUUGGAGUUAUUUGUAAUGACAUCCUUACAUUUAUAAAAAAUAAUUGCUUAAAUUAUUUCUUA
This is a messenger RNA of Dendrobium catenatum, 1543 nucleotides long. Its product is annotated as PIN2/TERF1-interacting telomerase inhibitor 1. Gene Ontology annotation, molecular function: nucleic acid binding. Gene Ontology annotation, biological process: regulation of ribosome biogenesis. The transcript has 11 exons. The coding region runs from base 89 to 1186 and encodes 365 amino acids. Gene Ontology annotation, cellular component: nucleolus. NCBI's taxonomy places the organism in Eukaryota, Viridiplantae, Streptophyta, Magnoliopsida, Asparagales, Orchidaceae. The record is from RefSeq and is a predicted model, not a curated record.